Molecule: messenger RNA, 3453 nt
Organism: Guillardia theta CCMP2712
Lineage: Eukaryota; Cryptophyceae; Pyrenomonadales; Geminigeraceae
Exons: 20
Coding region: 1-3453 (1150 amino acids)
Source: RefSeq, a predicted model, not a curated record
AUGACAGGCUUUGCUUCGCUGCGAGUGAGAGGGAUGAGGAUGUUGACUCAGGAGGAUGUCACGAUAAGAAACACUCCGCCCACGAACCCCAUUGCAGUGAACAAGCUGAGUAGCAGUUCUGAGUUCGAUGAGAACGCAGAAUAUUGGUUGCUCUGUGCUGUGGUAUGCUCAGGAAAGAACCUCUUUGUUGGGGAUGAGCAGCUCGGGGAUUUGUUCUGUAUGCUCCAUACGUCAGAUGGAGUAUGCAGAUCCAGAACGGCGGUAACUGGAAUGGUUUACAGUAACGCGAACCCUGUCUGGCCUUCCAAUGGGAACGGCAACGCGUUUGUUUUGCCUGUGAGAAGGUCGAAAAGACAAACAGACCUCGUGAUAACUAUCUGGGACGGGAGCGAGAGUCUGGAAGAAGCCAUUCCCGUGGGAAAAGUGCACAUCAACCUCAAAGAUUUCAUGCAAUUCCCGUCAGUCCCCAACGGGUACGAAUUUAAGGUAGAGUUGGUCCCUAGAUUGGCUUCCAUUAAGAAGGCGGAUCCUAGCUCAUGUUGGAGCGAGCUUCUCAUGUUUUUGAAGGAGAUGGGGCCAAGGAUCAAGCUCUACAUGAUUUGGCUGGGAAUCUCUCGAAGGAAAGACCGACUGAAACGCCUGAUGCAGUGGGACAGAGAGUAUCCAGGGCAUGGUAUGAGCAAAUCCUCCUCACAAACUCGCGAUUACUCCCUGGUUGCGUUGCUCACUGACGAAAACUCUACUCCAUCUCACGACCAAUACUGGAUUGGGGGCAACCCCCCUAAGAAAGACCCGGAGGUCAAUGAUACUGACCAGACCCCCAACGGUGAGAUGCUGGAGAGCAACCAAGGGGUCGAAGGGAUGCUGGAGAAGCUUGCAAACGGAAAUGGCAACAGUAGACUGGUUUCCGUCCCUGUCCGGGCACAGGCCGAGUUGCUCUCAAGAAUCAAGCACGUCUCGUUGCAAGAUGGCAACAUCGUCAUGGCCAAAGGUACCAGCCCGACAAGUUUCUUCUACAUUGUCAAGGGCGCAUGCCUUGUCACCGUGGAUGGGGAGGAAGUCAGCCGAAUCGACGAAGGACAGUUUCUCGUGCUGAGUGGGGACGAUCUUUGGCUUGCGAUCGAUAUGUUUCCGGGUCUUUUCAGUGAGCUGACAAAAGUGGCAGAGAUGAGGUUCGAACAUGUGCAAUCCCGCAAGGACUGGGGAGUCGACAAAGCAAAUGUCGAUAUCAGCCCUGGCCCCUUGAAGGAGUUCUUGUUCUUCCUCAAGGAGAUCGCUGCUGACAUCAGCAAGAACAACAGCCAGAAGUCCAAGGCAAGCAACGGUAUCAACAUAAAGGAAGGACAAGUCAUGGACGAGUUUUCGACCAGCGUCGAAGAAUCUGUUAGAAAGAGUGAUUAUGAGGAACCCGACGUGACCGUAUCGAUGCCACCACUCAUCGAUGCUCAGCUCGAUGAACAAGCUCUUUCGGCACGACUCAAGAGCAUGGAGCAAUCAGGAGCUUUCGGCCCCGUGACCAAGGCAGAAAAGAACAAGGGAAUCAGGAUACCGAAGCACCUCAAGGAAGGGCACUACAACACCCAUGGCAGCUCGUUGAGAGGAGCAGUCAUGCCGAUGCUCGGAUCGUUAGAGUAUGCGAGGAAGGCAGGAGGGAUGACGAGCUUUCUGUCUCCUCAGGGGAGCCGAUGGGACCACAUGUCUUCUAGCGACAGUGAAGGCAGUGAGAGCGGGAGUCCCGAGAGCGUCGACGGGUCUGAGACGAACAACACGACGGGGCCCAGCAGCUAUGGCACGAGUGAGGGAGACGGAGAUUUCAUCUCAGGAAGCUACACAGGAGAGUACAAGGAGUAUCGACACGACUCGGAGAGCUCGGCUGAGAAGACGGCAAUUGCUCACUCGGUCUCAAGUGCGGAAGGCCCCGAUCGCGACAAGCCCAGGGCCGUGAAGCAGCAGAAGAGGAAGCCACGGCCCCGGAAGACCAUCUUUCGCAUCCGCUUCAGGAAACUGCACGACACCUACACUGCUGAAGAACUCGGAGCAACUCCGAGGCGACUUUGGCGUCUGUCAGUGUCGGGUGUUUACGUCCAGUCCCUCAAGGAGUACGACAUCAACGCUUACUACCUGCUGGAGGGCAGAUACUGCCAGGACGGCAACGCUUUGAUCAAGUCUGACGUCACCAGGGGCGACAAGUCGCAGCAGGAGGUCAGCUGGCCAAAGCAUGUCACGAUCGAUCUCGAGGAAGAGUCUCUGCUUCCCAACAAGCAGCUUCGCUUCUCGGUGCAUCAGAAGAGGCAGUUGUGGAGCGACAAGGUUGUGGGGUAUGCGCUGGCCGACAUCAGCGAAGCCAUGAAGCGGCCAGGGGUCGCCAUGCAGAGCACGUACCAGCUCUUCAAGGACAAGGUGAAGGCUGAAUUCAAGCCCGAGGAAGAAGCGGCGCAGGACCAGGCAAGCAGCGCGUCCGACCUUGCCAACGGCGCUGGGCUCGUGCGAAGUCUGUCCGGUGGAAACUUGUUUGGGAGAAUCCGCCGUCAGGCUGUGGACGCGAAUGAGGAGGACGAGCAGAACAAGGGGCGCGUCAAGGGGACAGUGACGUUGACCCUCGUUGCUCAAGACUCUGUUAAGCUGCCUUUCUGCCUCUCAGUCCCUCCACUGUGUACAGGACAAGCGAUGUAUGAUAUUUUAGAUCAUGUGGGAAACAAGGUGGCGAUGCUUCAGUACAUCGGGCGGUCGAGAUGCGCCUGGUGCACCAACGUGGACCCGUCGGACGCGUUCUACUCAGGGUUUCACGACGGAGACAAGGGGCCCCAGGUCGAGCCGUGCUGCAGUGCCUGCACCAUGAAAGGAUGGUCGGAGUGUGUGAUCAUGUGGGACAAGGACGGGGAAGUGAGACUGGGUAGCAUCUUCACCGAGGUGACCCCGAGGAAGCAUGCACGCGCACGCAUCUGCGACCAGAACGAGACUCACUUCGCGUCUGUGAGGGCUGUCUGCUCCACAAAGCCUGAGAUUUGCACGAGCGUCAAGUUCAAGAUCGUCCCGACGUUCUCGGAGCUCUCGAUCAAGGCAACGGGCAGCAUCAUCACGGGCAAGACUUGCUCCAGCUCCUUCCAGGCACCCCCCCAUCCUGUGUCGAUCAGGAAACAGGACGAACAUCACGAGCGAACGUCGUCGCACGAGGAGCACAGGAAGAGAUCGAACCUGCGAGGAGGCGACGUGGUGGCAGACAUCAACAGAGGAGGGAUCAGGGACCCAGCCAACGUGCUAGUCCAGCCAGGAAAGGAUGCCGUACGAUCGGUGCUCAUUGCGAUCGGCAUCGACGAGGCCUGUCGGCUGAGACCCAAGUCGGUUUACGAUGGUGUGACGUUCAAAGACAAGUUUGACAAGGAAUACGACAGGGAGGAAGAGCUCCCCGAGGCAUCCGGCGACAAGCCUCUUGUCGCCCCCUUCCUGAAUUAG